CUCGCGUUGAUCCACUGCCUCAACGCGACUCACCUCCUCAGCCCCCCGCGAUGGUUGCGGCGAUGCUACGGCCUGGCACGCAAUCCAGCAUCGGCUACAACGCUCUUCACUGCUCCCUCGGUCAUGCCAAUUCCAAGACGCUGUACGAGCCUGCCAAGCAGAUGGGUAUCAACGUGACCGGCAAUCCGGAGUACGGCGGUGGAUGUGCGGAGUCGAAGGCGAUCCAGCGCUCGGUCCCCAAGGUCAUCUCCCCCUCCCGCCGGACGUCGUGGUCUCUUGAGCGUGUCGCCAUGGACCUAGCCGGUCCGUUCGGCCAAUCCAGCGGCGGUGCCAACGGCGGUGCCAAGUACGUGAUGCAGAUCCUGGACCACCAUACCAACUACGGAUGGAUUUGCUUUCUGCGGGAGAAGAGCAGUACAAACGUGGUUGCGGCCUUUCGUGCGUGGUAUGCCUCCAUCAAAUCGCUCUUGGCUACUCACGGGGGGCUGGGCUGCGUUCUGACCGACAACGGCACCGAGUGGGUCAACGCGGAGUUUCGGGGCCUGCUGGCGGAGCUGAACAUUACGCGGGAGCUCACGGCGGUCGACGGGCCCAAGAGCAACGGUCGUGUGGAGCGGAGGAUUGCACUAGUGAUGGAGGGGGGCAAGGCUGCGUUUCUGGAGUUCCCGAAGCUUUUCCCCGGAGUUAUGUUCCCGACCAAGGCGCUGUCCUUCCGGGCCAUCUGGCCCGAGGCCUUCGCGUGGAUGAACGACUCUCUGAACAUCGCAGCGGAGGAGGAAGAUCCGAGUGCUUCUGCCCUUCAUGAUGCCCGGCUUCUGUCACCGUCACCACCCGUCCGAGAUGCACAUNGGGCCAUCUGGCCCGAGGCCUUCGCGUGGAUAAACGACUCUCUGAACAUCACAGCGCNCAAGGCUGCGUUUCUGGAGUUCCCGAAGCUUUUCCCCGGAGUUAUGUUCCCGACCAAGGCGCUGUCCUUCCGGGCCAUCUGGCCCGAGGCCUUCGCGUGGAUGAACGACUCUCUGAACAUCGCAGCGGAGGAGGAGGAUCCGAGUGCUUCUGCCGUUCAUGAUGCCCGGCUUCCGUCACCGUCACCGCCCGUCCAAGAUGCACAGCAAGGGGGAGCGGUGCUUCUAUCUGAACUCAGGCCAGGAUCAUUCCUCUACGACACACAAGAUCAUCACGCCGGCUGGGGUGCCCACCUACCCCGAACACUGCACCUUCGGCUUCAGCAGCCAGGGCCUUCAAGGAGAUGGGCGUUCUUGGGGGUCGGAAGAGGGAUCGCCAGAGGGCCCGCGGUGGCGGCCGGAGCGGCGGCAUCGGCGGCAGCUCCAGCGGCGACGGCUGCGACCUUCGGUGGCAGUGUUCCCCCCGCGGCGGCGGCGGGGGGGAUGGCCGGAGGCCCCGCGGUGGCGACCGGAGCGGCGGCAUCGGCGGCAGCUCCGGCGGCGACGGCGGCGACCUCUGGCGGCAGUGUUCCCCUCGCGGCAGCGGCGGGGAGGAUGGCCGGGGUCCCCGCAGCGGCGGCAGGAGCGGUAGCAUCGGCGGAAACUUCGGUGGCGACGGAGCAGCGGCAGCAUGAGCAUAUGACGGAGCGGAGAGCAUGGUGGAGAGCGGAGCAGCGCGCAGCGCGGUGCGGGCGUCGGCAGGUGCAGCGGGAGUUCGUAGCGACCCCCGCAGUGACGAGGUCGCGGGCGAAGCGAGAUGGGUCAGGGCCGGGGAUAUUUGCUCUUCUAGCCACGGAGGACGAGAUCAAGCGGUCCAUCGCCGAGCUUCCUGCACCGGGUGUGGCUGAGCCAGCCCUGCCGACGGGGCUGGUGUGCGAUCUGGAGACGCCUGAGACAUAUGGGGAGGCGCACGCGGGGCCACACCACCACAUCUACCACAUCUGGACCAUCGCCGAACGCAAGGAGUUUUUCGGGUUGAAUGCAGCGGGCACCUUCGAGGAGGUUGUGUUCAUUCGUCUUCCCCCUGGGUGCGGUGCGCUUUCCGGUAAGGUCGUGCGGUUGAGACGGAGCCUAUACGGUCUGAAGCAGGCGUCCCGCACAUGGCAUCAUCACUUGAUGCGUGGCAUGAAGAGUCUUGGUUUCGAGCCUUGUGCCGCCGAUGCGUGUGUGAUGCGUCUGAUCGAGAGCGGUGUAGUCACCAUGGUGGUCGUGAUCCACGUAGACGACAUAUUUUCUAUCGGGCUCAACAGCAGGUGCGAUCAGUUUGGUGUUGACCUCAACCGGUAUGUGCCCAUCUCCAACCUUGGGGAACUGCGCUGGUAUGCGGGUUGCCGGUUUUCUCGUGACACGGUGUUGGGGACGGUGAAUAUUUCGCAGCAGGCUGUAGCGGAGAAGGUCGUUGCCAAGUUCGAUGUGACGACGGACAAAGAGACACCCAUGGUCGUUGGGUUGACGCUUGAGCAGUACGACGCCGAUGAGCCCGAUGUCGACGAGCCUUUCCGGUCGCUGGUGGGACACUUGAUGUGGCUGGCGAAUCACACUCGCCCGGAUAUUCUCAACGCGGCGGCUUUGCAUGUUUUGAUGUAUGUUAGAUUCACGAGCGGGUACGGGAUUACGUUUCAAAGGGGCACGGUGGGAGGAUACCACAUGGAACUUUUUGUCGAUUCGGACUUCGCCAACAAGGCAACCGACCGGCGGACGCAGAAGAGCGUCACCCUGUCUUCGACGGAAGCGGAGUACGUGGCGAUGUCUGAUGGGAUGAAGGAGGCUAUUUGCUGCUGUAUCUGUGGAAAUUAUCUUUCCGGGCCGUGAUGUGGGGUGCACUCCGGUGUGGCAGGAC
Molecule: messenger RNA, 2784 nt
Organism: Ectocarpus sp. CCAP 1310/34
Lineage: Eukaryota; Phaeophyceae; Ectocarpales; Ectocarpaceae
Source: the annotation of a GenBank genome assembly